Messenger RNA from Impatiens glandulifera, 957 nucleotides. RefSeq names its product alpha carbonic anhydrase 1, chloroplastic-like. Gene Ontology annotation, molecular function: zinc ion binding; carbonate dehydratase activity. NCBI's taxonomy places the organism in Eukaryota, Viridiplantae, Streptophyta, Magnoliopsida, Ericales, Balsaminaceae. The record is from RefSeq and is a predicted model, not a curated record. The transcript is spliced from 8 exons. The coding region runs from base 1 to 957 and encodes 318 amino acids.
AUGACUUCUCAUUUGAUCACCUUCUUCUUCUUCCCAAUAGCUUUGCUUCUCGUCCAUGGAUAUAAUGCAAUUGACGGUCUUGAAUUCUCGUAUAGCGGCAACAAUAAUGGUCCAGACAAAUGGGGAAGUCUUAGCCCUGCUUAUGUCAAAUGUCGAACUGGAAAUACACAGUCCCCGGUAAACAUUGUCGUCGAUCAAGUAGUUAUCAACAAGAGCUUGCCGCCUUUGUCAACCAACUACUCCCCCGUCAACAACGCUACUCUUAUCAACCAUAAAUACACUAUUGAGAUAAUUAUGAAAAUGAUAAUGAUAAUGCAGUUGCGUUUAGGAGAGGCGGGGAAGUUCAAAUUGAAUGGCAAAGAAUACAUUUUGUCACAAAUGCACUGGCAUACACCUUCCGAACACAAGAUCAAUGGAUUACAAUACGCUGCCGAGUGUCAUAUGGUCCAUUUAGCUGCCGACGGUAGUAGGGCAGUUAUCGGAAUCUUAUACAACAUUGGAAAUGCCGACCCCCUCCUCUCUAAGAUUCAUAAUAAACUUGCUGAGCUUGGGAAGAAGAAAGACGCAGUUGUUGAUGUUGGAAAAUUCGAACCAAAUAAUUUAGGAGACAAAUAUUACCGUUAUAUGGGCUCUCUUACUACUCCUCCAUGUUUGGAAGAUGUUACUUGGACCAUUAUGGCUAAGGUAAAAACAAUUUCCAAAGAGCAGAUAAAUAUUUUGGAUGAACCAUUGGAUACAACAUGCAAAUCCAACAACAGGUUGAGUAAAAAGAAUGAAGUUAAUUCUCAAACAAGUCAAGAUGUAGUAGAGGUAACUAGAGAGGAAGAUACUCAGACUAAUCAAGUUGAAGCAGAGGAUACCAAAGCUAAUGUAGAGGAUACCAAAACUGAUGGUGAAGGAAACAAAUGCAAGAAUCUUGAAAUUCAAAUAGAUGACAACAAAGAUAAGAACUUGUAG